CGGCUGUAUUGAUUGGCGGGCCAGAGCGGUGAGAGGUGAAAGGUUACCGCAUGGGUUUGGAUGAUCAAGCGGGCUGAAAAACAGUGAAGCACACUAGCUUUUGUCCAGAUUCACCUGUUCCAUAGAGAAUUGACUUGCAGAUAAAUAAUCUAAUUACACUUCUGACGCAUAUGCAAGAAAGGUAACUAAAUUUGUUAUUCAGCGCACUUAAAUCGAUUGUAUCUGGUGUCAGUUCACCCUCAGAUAAGUUAGACGGCUAAGCUAACACAAAGUUUUCGCGGUUGUGCAGUUGUUCAGUUUGACAUCUGAUCACGCAUUUUAUUCGACACAAAUCUAAAACAACAGAUUACAUCGUCGUGUUGCAUCUCAUUUAAGUGUAUAUUAAGUGUAAUGGCCGAGAGACCAGAGGACCUCAAUCUUCCCAAUGCUGUCAUCACGCGGAUUAUAAAGGAGGCAUUGCCAGACGGAGUAAAUGUGUCCAAGGAGGCAAGAAGAGCAAUAUCUCAAGCAGCCAGUGUUUUCGUUCUCUACGCAACAUCUUGUGCAAACAAUUUUGCUAUGAAAGCAAAAAGGAAGACCCUCAACGCUGGAGAUGUGAUGUCAGCCAUGGAGGAGAUGGAGUUCGAGCGUUUCUUGCAGCCCUUGCGGGAAGCACUUGAAGCAUACAAGAAAGGUCAGAAAGGCAAGAAGGAAGCAUCUGAGCAAAAACGAAAGGACAAGGAGAAGAAGAACAGCACAGAUGAGAAUGACAAGAGUAGAGAUGAAGAGGAAGACGAGCACAUGGAUGAUGAGCAGGAGGGAGAGAAUGAAGGAGAGGAAGAGGAUGUGGAGAACUGAGAAGCAGGAUUGUUUUAUUUGGUCAGUCAGCCCUGGUUUAUAUCAACCAUGGCAAAUGAUGGUAGUUUCCACUUUAAUAGUGGGACGGGUGAUAUGUGGUCUGGACAAACCUCUGGUACAGAAUAUGCUUCUCUUCAUGAUAUUGAACAACUGUGGCAACAUUCCUGCAGAUACCUCACUGUAUUCAAAGGAGCUAUCUUUUAGAUAAACUGCACAUUAUUCAAAUUCAGUUUAAUUAGUUACAUAUAACACAGUAGUGUCCAUAGUUUGAGAGCACAUAAACACUGUUAAUGGGGUAAAUAAAUGGAAAAAAAAGUGUUGGUGUCAAUUUGGGAUAAGAAAUAAAGAGGGAGCAGCUUGAAGUACCUAUAAAACACUUUGAUGCAACAUGGUAGUUUUUCCCCUCAUUUUAAAACCAGCUUUUGUUCCAGGGCAGCAACACAUACCUAAGCUUAGAUACUUUUGUACUUUAGGUUUACAACAUGGGGAUAUUUGAGAACAUGUUGCUAUUUUUAAAAUAAAUUGUCAUUUUCAUA
Megalobrama amblycephala (Wuchang bream) is the source of this 1373-nucleotide messenger RNA. RefSeq names its product polymerase (DNA directed), epsilon 3 (p17 subunit) (gene pole3). The record is from RefSeq and is a predicted model, not a curated record. The transcript is spliced from 4 exons. Bases 391 to 837 code for a protein of 148 amino acids. NCBI's taxonomy places the organism in Eukaryota, Metazoa, Chordata, Actinopteri, Cypriniformes, Xenocyprididae. Gene Ontology annotation, cellular component: epsilon DNA polymerase complex; CHRAC. Gene Ontology annotation, molecular function: chromatin DNA binding; protein heterodimerization activity. Gene Ontology annotation, biological process: DNA damage response; leading strand elongation; heterochromatin formation.